GCUGCUGUGCGAUAAAUACCCAUAAAUAAAUGGUUUUGCUGAAACAGCUGCUGACUGACCACGUGCUUUACGGGAACCAGAAAGCCACCAGGACAGUUCUGCUGCAGCCCAGCCCUCCUGGGCCGCCGUGGCACCGAGGGCUGGGCUGAGGAGCCUCUCGCCAGCCUCUCCGCUACUUGGUGAGGAGGCCUGGAGUGAAUAGAGACCUGCAGGAGCUGCAGAACACCCACAGACUGCUGCCCGUGCAGGGCCCGGCACCACAGGUGUUGGAGCACCUUCCCUCCCCGUUCCUCCUGUGGGACCCUUUCCCUGCGGGCGGGCAGCGCUGGGGACACCGGGCCACCGCGGGCUCUGCAAGUACAGAACAGGCUGUCCCUGCUGCCACCCAUCUCUGAACUCCUGGAAUGGAGGAUGGGCAAGGAAGGAUGUCAUGACUCGGGGGAGGACACCCCACUAAACAGAAAACCUUCUGCUGGGUUGGGCAGUUAGUCAAACUGCUUUUUGGAAAUUUUGGGUUUUGUUCAUUAACGGCAGGAUUUCCUCCACCAGAGACAAUGGAUUACAAAACGUUACCUGUGAGUGAAUGGGUUGAGAACCACGUCAAAUGCUGGCUGGAAUCUACUGGAAUCAAGAAGGAGUAUGUAGAUAAACUAUAUGCAGAAGAAGUGACAGGUCCAGCCUUAAUGGAACUGGAUGAGUCCUUCCUCAAAGACAUAGGAAUGAAGAAAGGCCAAAUCCAGAUCUUAAUCCACAAGAGAAAUGAACUUCUGCGGCUCCAGGACAAUGCACAGCAAGCUGAGGACUCCAGCAGCAAAACACCUGAGAGAAAAGAUGCACCACCAGGCCCAGCCAGAGGCAGCAAUGCCCCUGCUCAGGGCACGGCGAGUGGAGGCAGCUCUAGUGCUGUGAGUACAACCAGCAGCGAGAGCACAGCUCCUACUUCCGGCAAGAAGCAAAAAAGGAGCAAGAAAUCCCAGCUUCAAAGUGCUGACGAAGUUUUAGAGCUCAGAAAUUGUCGGCCAUUUAGAAGUCAGGAUACCAAUUUCAAAUAUGUGAAAGACACAGUCCUUGUUCCAGAAUCAGGAGUCAGCGAUUUAAUCAUUCCUUGCCACGAAUACAAAUCUUGUGACACUGCUGCAGAACUGAACAAACAUCAACUGCAAUCAAAGUUUGCCUCCGAAGUGAUACGAUUUGCUUCGGCCUGCAUGAACAUUCGAACAAAUGGCACCAUCCAUUUUGGUGUCAUGGACAGUGUUGAGGACAAGGGCUGGAAACACGGACAGGUCGUUGGCAUAAAGAUCAAAAACCGAGAAGACUUUGUUGAUGCACUGGAUUAUAUAGAAAAGUGCUUUUGCAAUAAUUUACAAGAAAUUGCAAGGAAAUGUAUUCACCCGCCUGUGUUUGUUGAAGUGAUUUCAAAAGAUUCUCAGGAACAAAGAUUUGUAGUGGAGGUUGACAUUGAACCAACAUUCAGCUUGGUAAAGAACAACUGUUUUGAAGUUUAUUUGCCAAAAUACAAUGAAAGCAAUCAGAAGGUGACCCUGACCAAAGACCGCGCUCUCUACCAGCGUCUGGGAGCAAAGUCCGAACCUGUGCAGCACAACAAUCUCACUGCUUUCAUUCAAGCCAUACCAGACAGGGAUGCUCAAAGACAAAGAGCUGAGCUCUCCAGCACACAAGUACCUACAGAAAUACCUCAAGAUUUAGGAAGAAAGUUAUCAAUUCUAUUAAAUGAUGGCAAAAGCUACAUGGAUGAUUCCCUGCGGUACAUCCUUGUCACAAACAGAUGUGAACAGGAUAAUCUGAAGUACAUCAACUUUUUAAUGCACUUGAACAUUUUCUGUGUCUUUGACUUUGAUGAACAUUCUAAUGUGUCAGGGCUGUACAGCAAAUACAAAGAGCACCAUGAAACAAGUUCUUAUUUUUUACAGGAUUUUUCCAAAGAAAUUAAGACUGAUAAUUCUCCCUCUCAGAAACUCUUUGAUCAGACCAGCUGGAUAUUCUGCAAUGGGCGCAGUGACUUCCUUGGGGAUGAAAAACCUUGUGAUGAAAAUACAUGGAUUAGAACCAAAAAAAAAUACCUGAAGAAAGUAAUUACUUGUAUUUGUGAGGAAAUUCUGCCAGAGCGCUCUUUCAUUGUGCUUUUUCUUUUGCUGUCACCAGUGCAGAAACCACUUGUGGACACUUUUCAGGAAUUCUAUACAGAGAUGAACGGCAUGGAGUACAUCAUCUGCAUUGCAGAGUCCAAAGAAAAUUACAGAAAGUGGGCUAAUCUAGCUCAGGAAUCCUGCAGCAUUGAGACCCUAGAACAAUGCAGUAUUGUGGGUAUGAAGCUCAGUCACGUAGAUGCCACCAUCCAAUCAAUGCUGCCUUCUACAGCCCAACCCAGACACCUGCCAGCUUCCACUGGAGGCGUGUGUACACUUCCCUUGCGGGAAGAAGAGAAACUGUAUUCCCUAGAAAUCCUUUGUGCUGACCAAUGCGAUGAUAUCAAACUAAAUCUUUGGACUGAAAAACAAAAACAAGACAUAGAACAAAAUUUUUACCGCGGGAGAAAAAUCAUGUGGGAAAACUUGUGGCUUGCUGAUAAUAAACUCUGUGGGGAUAUCAUUGAACGUGAAGCAUGCGCGGAGGCAAGCAAACUCUUGGAUGGCAUUUUACGAGGAAGUGGACACAAUUAUUCUGUGGCUAAACUAAAGAUAUUUCACCAUCCUGGGAGUGGUGGAAGCACAAUAGCACGGCAAGUUCUAUGGAAAAGCAGAAAGCGUUUUAGAUGUGCUGUUAUCAAGACCUCAUAUUCACCCUCAACUGUUUGUAAUCAUGUGCUCGCCCUCAGAGAUUAUGAAGAAAAGGAAAUCCCUCACUGCUUUCCUGUGCUGCUCCUGAUCGAAGAUUACGAUGACGAGUACUUUGAAGAACUACAGAUUGAGUUAAUGGAGGCUGUAGCAACCAGGAAAAUGAAAACCGCCAGGCCUUACUUCAUCCUCAUAUGCUGCAGACGAUGCAAUGACCCUGAAAGGCUUUGCAAAGCUUCGCCACUGGACACAGUUGCUGUCACUCACAAACUGACAGAGUCAGAGAAAAAUCUGUUUAACACCAAACUUGGAAAACUGCAGCAGAAAUAUGAUGAGCCAGAAUUCAUACUUACGUUUGUGCUGAUGUGUGAGGAGUUCAAUAAAACAUACGUGUCAGACAUGGUAGAGCACAUACUGCAAGGCAUCGACCCUUCCUCCCGUGACACCUGCUUGAUGCGUUACAUUGCUCUGCUCAACUGCUAUGUACCAAAUUCAUACAUCUCACUGUCACACUGUGAGGCUUUUCUGGGGCUGGGUGCAUAUACAGAGAGUAAAGCAAGAGCAUACGAUUUCAAACAUCACUUGAGUGAACAAGUAAGAAUGAUUUUUAUUGAGCUAAGGGAAAGCACCACUUAUAUUUCAUCUAUUCGGAUAAUACACUGCCUGGUUGCAAAAGAAAUUCUGCAUCAACUUUCAGGGAAUCAAUCACUAAGUCAACUUGCAACAACUCUUCUUCAGGAAAAGGUGCUCUUUGAAAACAGAUUUGGACGAGAAGAAUUCAUAAAGUUUAUCAGACAUCUGUUUAUUCGACGUGAUAAAAGAAGCAGGGGUGACAAUACUGAUACUCUCUUCUCCCCAUUCAUUGAACAUGUCUGUGAAGCUGAAGACUGUGAAAAAGCCAUUGGUGUUUUAAAAGCUGCAUAUGAACUCCUUGGAAAAGAUCCUUUUUUUGCCCAGCAGCUUGCCAGACUAAAUUACAGCAAUGAAAAAUUUGAAGAUGCUGAAUACUGGGCAAAGGUUGCAAAAUCUCAUUUGCCAACUGAUUCUUUUAUUUUGGAUACAGAAGGUCAAGUCUACAGGAGAUGGUUUAGUUUCACUGUGGAUAAAAUGACAGAGGAGGAUACCCCUGAAAGGAUCAUCGAGAAGAUAUUGCUUGCUCUUAAAGCUAUGAAAUGCUUCAGGGCUGCACAACAGGCAGCAAAGGAAGAACGUGAAAGUAUGAACAACGCUGGCUAUUUUGGAGAAGUAGAAGUAGGUUGCCGCCUUCUUCGAUUUUUGUCCACGCUGCCUGUAUUCCACAGAAGUCCAGAGGGGGAACAUACUGAGCUUGUGAAAUAUCUCACCACAGAUUACAUUCCAGAAGACAUAAAAAGAACAUGGGGAAGGCUUCAUUCCCGCUUGAAAGGCUUGCGCCAGAACCUGUACAAUGCUCUGGAAUGGAUUUCAGAGGAACUAAGUUAUUUCCAAACAGAUAAAAACCAAGAGAAGGAUGAUGAAAAUGAUGAUAAGGAAGAACAAAUUUAUAAUCCCAGAAAAUGGCUAAGAAAGCAGUCAGCUGUAUAUGCUAAAUUCUUCAUCUCACCAUCACUUACAGAUGAUAGCAACAAUGGUCCUGACACUCAGCUCAUGAGACGCCUGAGUAUUUACGGGAGUGGUGGAGGAAAUGUCACCAAUAUCCUGUCAUUCUUAACAGAUAAGAAAGAGAACAGGUCAGCUGAAAAGCUAGAAAAGAUCCUUAGUUUCUAUCCAGAAAACCCACCAAGGAACAGCUUGGAGGACAACGAUUUGAUCAAUUUUAUUUUGUGUCACAUCACAUUAGCCUGCUUAGCACCAGGAUCAGCCAAGCUCCUUCCACUACCAACUCUUCGUGAGCUCAGUCUAAGAUUCUUCAAAGGAAAAAGACAAUUUCCAGCAAGUGCCUAUUUUUUGCUCACCUUGCUGUACUGGCCAGAUGAGGCAUUAGACAAAGAGCCUAAUCCUGACAAAGAUGAAAUUUUAACUUCGGCCCUUCAAACCCUGAAACGCUUAUAUGACAUCAAAAUGAAAGAUGUUCCUACCAGAAAGAAAAGAAUCUACACCCAUUUUUUUCUGGGAAAGGGUUAUGGCUUAAGUAAGAUAGUGCACAAAAAUAAAAUUGACAAAUUGAUGGUGGGAUCCUUAGAUGAGAGAAGAAUGAAGUGGCUGCAUGGAACUGUAUGGAGCAUUUCCAAAAUUCGUGACAAUCUCAAAAGAGUUUCUGGCUGGACCAAGGACAGAAAUUUAUUUAUACAAGGUCACGUGAAAGAACUCCGUAUCUUGCCACUCCAUCAUGAAUCAGUGCCUGCUGGAAAUGAAAAUGUGACCUUUUAUUUAGGCUUUUCAUUUAAUGGUCUUGUUGCUUUCAAUAUUGAGGUUGAAAAUGAUCCAGCCAUCAAAAGAACCUAACAUAUGCAGUACAGUGCUGUAUGCACUGUGCUCUUAGAGGGUACAGCACUGGAAGGGUCCAGCCUCACAUUUAAAACUAAAAGUGGACUGUUCCUGGGUAACUACCAGGCAACACAAGAAUUAACAGCUAUAAUAGUGACCAAAUAACUAAAAAAAAUUGAAACCAUGAGUAGAGUGAACUUUAAGCCAAGCCUUUGAUGAUUCUGGAGUUAGAGAAAGCAAGAUUUCAAACCAAAGACAGCAAUUGAUCCCUUUCUUCUUAUUCCACAGAUUAGGAUUGUAAAUUAAUUUCUGCAUAGGCUUGGUCAGUCAGUAAAAGAAUUUAUCCAGUGUAACUACACGUUUCUUCCUGAAUCAGCAACAGAAAAAUGAACUCAGACCACAUACACUGCUGACAUGUGCCAUGCAUGAAAUAACUACUGACUGCAAAGCCAGUGUCAGUAUGGAAGCAACUUUAAAGCUGACUUCAAUCAGACUGAUAAAAAAACAGGUCUCAAAUUCUGCAUAAUCCUACAUUGUUUCUCUGUGUAAAUAUUACCUUACUAGACAUAUCUAUAUCUGGGGUGGGGUGGAGAGGUAUGUGAGCAGUCAUGGGUGACAUAAAGUUUAGUUGUAAGCACUGUUACGUUUUCAUAGUCCAAACAAUUCCUGCACUUGGUGAAAUUAUUUUGUAUUAUCAUCCAAGGAAUGCCACAGAAUACAGACCUGAGAUUUGUCUAGAGCAUACAUCCAUGAUUUGAAAAAUGCAGAGGUUUUCAGUGCUGCGUUUACAACCAUGAUGGCGCAUUCAGCUUCUAAGAACAAAAACGUGUGUUGCUGGGAGUUUCACAUUGUUUGAUGUAACAUAUUGUGACUAAAAUUGCCAAAAACCACUGUCAUGUAACUUCUUUUAAUCGAAUAAAUAUCUUUUAUGAAGGAC
Onychostruthus taczanowskii (white-rumped snowfinch) is the source of this 6138-nucleotide messenger RNA. Its product is annotated as sterile alpha motif domain-containing protein 9-like. Gene Ontology annotation, molecular function: protein binding. NCBI's taxonomy places the organism in Eukaryota, Metazoa, Chordata, Aves, Passeriformes, Passeridae. The record is from RefSeq and is a predicted model, not a curated record. The transcript is spliced from 5 exons. Gene Ontology annotation, cellular component: cytoplasm. The coding region runs from base 555 to 5219 and encodes 1554 amino acids.